CUGUGAGACUUCCUGAGUUGGAGGGGUGGAGACGUACAAAGCAGCUUGACUAGUGCUAGUGUCUACAUUCCACAAGUUGCAUGAGUUAUCAGGUGGCAGUACCUUGAAGGGUUAGCUAGAAAGCAGUUGAAGAUUAUUUCUUAGUUUCGAGCAGCAGAUAAAACAAGGAUGAUAACAGGAUAUUCUGAAACUUUCUUUUUUCGAAUAAACCAAAGGAUAUUUUGAAAGUAUAAGAGUUGAGAGUUCAAGAAGAAUCCUGGCGGAGAUGAGGAAUCCCCGACUGCCAGGGAUGGAGCGGUUGAAGUUCAACAUAAAAGAAGGCAAGCUUAGCAAGCAGUUGGAUGAAAGUUCAGGUUUCAUAAGAAAUCAGAAUUUUCGGAAAAGCUGUCCCAUUAUGACAUCAACGCCGGAAAAGCUUUUCAGAAGGAGAAAACCUUUUUUGCCCAUAACUAGUCGAAAUACGUCGCGUGUACUGAACAACAGUGACUUGGAACUGAGUGUUGAGGGUCUGGAUUUAAGUUCCGAUGAUAAUUCUUUAGCAGUGAACACUUCAACCAGACUGAUACCUCUUUCAAGCGAUCGGAAGAUUGGGGAGGUCAGCUCCUCAAGACGGAUCUCUCUUCCGAUAUAUGGUAGUUUACGCAUGCGUAGAUCACACCAGAAGUUCCUCGAGAUUCACGAGGCUUUUUCUGACGUCAGAUUACUUUCGGAUACUGUCUCGGAAUGUGUUGUUGACGGUACUAUCCACCAGCCGUCUCCGAAUUCGCCAGUUCUUCUCAAUCGGGAAUUUGAUUGGAAGAAUUACCGGUCGUCCACCCACUCCUCACGUAUGUCGACAUCAUCACAAAGCUCUUACACCAGCGAAGACGAAGUCUGGAUUCCAAGAAAGCAUUCAGUAUAAGAUGGAGGUUAAAAAAACGAAACUAUUUAGUCUAAAGCAUCAGUGUAAAAAUGUAAACAUAUUUUUUAUAAGAAAUUCCUUUCAUCAGCUGGCUGAUGAAUGAUGUUUAAUUACUUGUGUAGUUUGCUGAUAUUUAAUUGGCGUGUAAUUUAAACUCGAAUAUUUAGCAAGAGAGGGAUUUAAGUUAACCGAUCAAACAGAAGUCUUACAUAAACACUGUGAUAAGAGAAGCGACUUUAAAACUCGUUGCGAGCUUUUAAUAAACAUCUUUUGACAGGGAGAGGGUGCGCAGGCGAUUUUCACCGUUUUUUUCUUUCUAUAACUUGUUUUAUUCUACAUUAAAGUUUGAAAAUUUUGUUUUGUUUAAAAAUCCCUAAGUAGAAUAGAGUGGUUAUAGAAGUUGUAUUGAUAUUUUUGAUGUUUAGUUUAGUAUGUAUUUUAAAGAUCUGAAAAUAAAGUACCUCGCCAACAAAACGCCGUAAAUGUUAUAUUUAAAGCAUUGAAAUCA
Molecule: messenger RNA, 1409 nt
Organism: Limulus polyphemus (Atlantic horseshoe crab)
Lineage: Eukaryota; Metazoa; Arthropoda; Merostomata; Xiphosura; Limulidae
Exons: 2
Coding region: 266-901 (211 amino acids)
Source: RefSeq, a predicted model, not a curated record